This is a messenger RNA of Branchiostoma belcheri (Belcher's lancelet), 4464 nucleotides long. RefSeq names its product IQ domain-containing protein E-like. The transcript is spliced from 25 exons. The record is from RefSeq and is a predicted model, not a curated record. Bases 392 to 3574 code for a protein of 1060 amino acids. Gene Ontology annotation, molecular function: protein binding. NCBI's taxonomy places the organism in Eukaryota, Metazoa, Chordata, Leptocardii, Amphioxiformes, Branchiostomatidae.
GGUUGUCCGUGUACGCGUGCGUAAUGACAUAGUUUGAGUUACCUGGCGGAACACACCUGGUUCGUCACAACAACAGUCAACAACUCCACAACUCCGCGUGAACCGUGGCCGGGAAAGCCACGCAACGUGUCUUAGAGAACAUCGCAGCUUCGGGAGACCACGCUGGACUGAAACCACAACACAUCAGCCAAGAAAUCACAAGUUAUUCCCGAGUUCCAAGGACAAGGAGGUUUGGUCGGGUCACCUUUGUGACUUACCAAGGGAACGGGACAAAAGGAAUUUGUCUAAGGCUUGGAAAGAUUGACUGUGGAUUUACUCCACCAUGACUUGACCACGAAGACACACUCUGCGACAGAAGGAAGAAAAGAGAACAUAAUCUACAAGUAUCAGCAUGCCGACAGCAGGACGACAGGGAAAGUCGGGAGGGGGGCAGCGGACAGGUGCUGCCAAGAACCCCCGGGAACAGUGGAUAGCAGCCAUGAGAGGGCGGACAGGAGCUCUGACCGGUUGUAUCCGGAAUGGUGUGGACACGGGCCGUCCCCCCAGUAGGAACGCAGCCACAGCCAGCUCCAGUCAGUACCUGAAGUCUGUGAUGACGGGACGGACAUCAUCCACUUACAAAGAGGUGCCCCUCACGCAGAAAUUGCCAUCAGGGACCCCAGCUUACAAGCCUCAGGAAGACAUGUAUGAUGAAAUUAUUGACUUAAAAAAGACUGUAGUUCAGCAGAAAACAGAGAACGAUACUUUAAAAUCCCGACUGGGUCGGCUAGAGGAAGCAAACAAAGCAAAGGAAAAACAAAUAGAGCAGUUACUGGACCCCACAAAGAGUAAUGCCCUGAAGGCAGCAGUGUACAACAGUAAACCAGACGGCACUACGAUGGUAAAUAAUCAGAAGCAGAGAAUAUUGAAACUAGAGCAGACCAUCAGAGAACGGGACAACACAAUCAGUGCUAUGAAAGAUGACAUGAGAGCCACCCGGCUACAGGAGUUGGAAAUGCAGGCAGACAUCUACUUUCAGGAGAUGCAGAGACUACAAGCUGCACCUCCGUCUUCAAAGGAAAGGCCCCCAUCCAAGGAGUCUAGUGCUAAGGUUAAGGCUCUAAAUGACACCAUCCUGAGGCUAACAGACACCAACCAGCGGCUGCAGGCAGAGAACAAGGGCCUGCGACAGGACCUGGACAAGGCUAUGGAAGGGGACAGGAAGGAACUCCUGGAGAAGAUCAAGAAACUAGAACAGGAUAGGAUGGGCUCCCAAGUUUCCCUGGCUUCUUCAAAAGGAGAUGACAAAAAGGAUAAUGAGGACUACAAGAAGGACAGAGACAAGCUGAAGUCCACAGUCCACAAGCUGAAGGAGGAACGCAACUUUUACAGGAACGAAGCACAGGAGAAAGAGAAGGAGGUUAAGGACCUGAAUGCAGAAGUGGCUCGUCUGCGGGAGAAGCUCAUCAAGAUGAAACAGGAGAGGCUGGCGCGGGAAAGAGAAGAGCGGGAGGCCAAACAGCAAGACUCGGCAGCACGCAGCAUACAGAAAAACUGGAGAACUCAUCGAGCGAAGGAGGAGGGGAGAGAGAUGAGGAAACGUCUGAUGGCCGAGAGGGAGGAGGAAAAACACCAGGAGAGGGAACGAGAGAGGGAGAGAAGGGAGAGAGAAGAAAAGGAGAAGCAGGAACAGGACAUGGCUGCUGCCAAGAUACAGAAGAAUUGGAGAAAGCACAAAACAUCGCGUCAGAAAGAAGAGGAGCUUAAUCAGGCCGCCCAGCUGAUCCAGUCGAGCGCCCGUGGACACUUCGCGCGGCAGCGGCAGCUGGGGGAGGAGUCAGAGACGGAGGAGGAGUCCAGCAGUGACAUGGAGACGGCCGCCACGAGGGUACAGUCCUCCGUACGUGGCCACUGGGCACGCUCAGAGCAGCUGCAGGACAAAGAGAAGAGCCCCCGCAGGAAGAGUUUGGAUCGUGAUGAGGCAGCCAUGUUGAUCCAGUCAUCUGUCCGGGGACACUGGGGCAGACAGAACCUCAUGGGAGAAGAGGUUGGCAGUAAGAGUGACAUGGACACCACCACCGGUGACGACAGCAGUGAUGAGGAUGUUGUGGUAGUCUCACGACCCUCUAGCAGACCCUCCAGUAGGCCACCAAGCAGACCCCCUAGCAGACCCUCCAGCAGAGGGAGUUUAAGGAGCACUGCCUCCGGUGACAGGGUGAGGGACCCACCGGUUCCUAGCCGCUCGUCCCUCGGGUCUCGGUCAUCGGAGUCUGCUGCUGACGUGCGUACGGCCUCCCCUAGUAAUGCCAGCGACUCAGACUCAGACGUUGUCAUGCCAACCAUCCGUAGACCCACCCCUGCCCCCAGACGGAUCAUGGAGGUGUCCAUGCAGGCAGACCACCCUCCAGAACUCUCACACAACAUGACGGUUACCGACAUGCUACAGGCUAUUGUUACAGAAGAUGACUACAAGAGAUGGAGGAAGGAAAACGGCAUCGGCGAGAAGAAGAAGAAGAAAAAGAAGAUGCCGCGAAAAGGUCUGAAUGAGCUGAAGUCUGAGAGCUCCGACCUCUCCGAGAAGAACGCACGGACGGACGGACGGAUGUCGUGGGCGGACAUCAUCGAGCUGGAGGAACGGGACAGCCAGUCGGACGACUCCGCGGACCAGGACACCGCAUGGGCAGAGGCACGGCGGUCUCCUAGCCCGGAUAGAGCUAGCUUGGACAGGAGACAACAGGCGGUGCCUACCACAAAGGCAGUAUCUCCAGCCGAAACACUGAAUAGUUCGUAUCAGAACGACACAGAAAACAAAGACCCUAGGACCAAAAAAGACAUAACCGUAAAAGCCGCCAAACGCCCUGAAAAAGGCACUGCCAAGAAACCCAGUGAACGCGAACGCGAAACACCUUCUUCGACAGAGUGUAGAACUCCAGCAAAGGCAGUACAUGUAAAUGGCUCACAUGAAGACGACACAGAAAGUAAGGACUGUCCUUCUAGGACCAAAGAAGACACUAUCUAUAUCUUAAAAACCGUUACACUUUCUGACACUGCCAAGAAAACCUAUGAAAACGAAACAACUUCGACAGAGUGUACUACAGACGAUGGCAUCGCAAAGUUGCAAACUCCAGUGAUCACCAGGAGCCAACAGGAAACAAGUGAGAAGCCAGCGUCCCUCACGUGCACAUCGGGGGCGGAGAAGGACACAGAUGAAUCGAACUCGGAGACAGUACAAAGCGUCAGGACAACAGAGGAUUGCCAAAGAAAGGGAACAAGGAAGUCGGGCCAGCCCCGGCUGACGGCCGAGCAGCACGGGCAGCUGCAGGAGCUGCGGCGGCGGUUCUCGUCCAUCCCCCCGCUGACGUGGCAGAGACUGCGCGCUGUGCUGGAGAACCACCCCGCCAUGCUGGACAUGGAGCACGAUCACAUACUCACCUACCUCAGCCAGCAGCCGCCCAGGGUCAUGAGCAAGGCCGUGGACAACCUGCGGAAAGACUGUUACCAGAAAAUGCGGAACCCCUGGAACUUCCUCCAGGCCCUGACGGAAGCCGCGGCCCGGGAAUACAUCAGUCAAUCAGGCUACAGCGGCGCGGUCUAACAUCCGGAGGCCGUGUGUAGACAGCAAUAGCUAACAGAUUACGGGAUGAACGUUACGACAUUUUUAAAAAGAAAUAACGUUAGUGUCUUUCUUGUACAGUAAAUUGUCAUGAGAAUUUUAUGGUACAUUUAGAGUUUCAGACGCUGCAUUAGUCUACCACAGCGUGGUCUAGCAUUGGGCGUGCCACUGCGUGCACAGUACUGGAGAAUUUACUACGGGAUGUAACGUUAUGAUAUGUUGUCAUUUUAAAGAAAUUUCCUUGUACAGUAAAUGUUUAGAAUUUUCCUUGUACAUAGUAAUGAAAUGUUGAUUUUCCGGUAACUUAUAGCAGGCUACUGGUAGUCAGUCGGACUUCAACAUCAUUUGUCGUGUGGUAAUAGCUAUGAAUUUAUGUUUAACAGAAUGCAACAAUACGAUAUGUCAACAUUUUAAAGACAUGGACAUUUCCUUGUACAUAGUAUAUGGCCAUGUGGAUUUUCCAGUAAUUUCAGCAGACUACUUUUACAGUUUACUCUUCGUCUUGGGAACUUUUAACGACUCGGUAAUUGUGACGUCGACUGAAAAGCUAAUCCAUGUUUGUACGCGUUUUGACCAAUUUAGUUGUAGUGAGUCGUUAGGACCCACGUAAUGCUAACUAAUCGUCUUCAGUGUGACCGUGUGCAAUAUGGUAAAAUUUUAAUGUCUAUAAAUGGUUGUAAUUAUCACUAAUCGUGCACUCUUUGUAACAUCGUCAGUAAAAUUUAUUCUGCUAUUAGAUUGAAAAUGCCGUCUGAUCAGUAUAUUGUAUCAGAAGAUUUGGGCACAUACCAUACUGUACGCUGUGAUAGCAGUUCUGAUUGCCACGUUGCUAGAACGUCUGGUACAAAAUAAAUGUCCAUAGUCAAUGUGAA